AUGGGGGGCACCAAGAGCAAAGCGCAAGGCAAAGAUGGCUACAGCGACAUUGGUGGCGAGGUUAUCCGGAUUUCAGAGCACAUGGGCAAGAUCCCGGUGUCCGGAAGGUAUCACCGCAAGCCUCGCAGAAUCGGAGACGACUACAAGAUACACGAGACCGUUCUCGGCAGUGGCUACAAUGGUGUCGUGAACAUGGCAACGAGUAUUGGCCUCGACGAUGACCAGAAGUUCGCUGUCAAGGCAUUUAAGAUUGGCAAGCUGAAGCGCGACAAGAAGGCGCAGUUGGAGUCUGAAGUAGGGAUCUACCUCUGCAUGGAUCAUCCGCACAUCACGAGACUUUUCGAUGUUUACGAAGCAGAUGACUACUUGUACCUGGUCAUGGAGUGCAUGGAGGGUGGGGAGCUUUUCGACCGAGUCACGACGCUGAAGAAAUUUGGUGAGCGUGACGCGGCCGAUGCUGUCUCUCAGAUGCUGCUGGCUUUGAACUACAUUCAUAGCCACGGCAUCGUCCACCGGGAUCUUAAGUUGGAGAACUUUUUGUAUGAGUCAAAGACGAGCAACCACCUCAAACUGAUCGAUUUUGGAUUCAGCAAAGUGUGGGACCCGAACAUCAAGAUGCAUGUCAGCUGCGGCACCCUUGCCUAUGUUGCGCCGGAGGUGCUCAAGAAAGAUUACACCAGUCAGUGCGACAUUUGGAGCCUGGGCGUCAUCACAUUCGUCCUGCUGUCUGGCUACAUGCCCUUUUCGGGCUCGGAGACCGUUCAGACAAAGAAUAUCGCCUCGGGGAACUACAUCCUGAAGCCAGAACGAUGGAGUAGUGUUUCCAUCGAAGGGCGGCAGUUUGUCAAGGGAGUCCUUGAGGUCAACCCGCAGAAGCGGAUGACUGCAGCGACCGCACUGCAACACCCUUGGAUCAAGAACAGGCAUGACUUGGUCCCAUGGAAAGACGUCGAUGAUUCAGUUGUCGAGGCCCUUCGCAAGUUCGGCCACGCCUCCAAGUUCCGGCGAGCUUGCAUGGAGAUGAUGGCCUGGUCUUUGUCCAAGGAGGAGCGCGCACAGGUGCGAGAGUCCUUCAUCGCCCUCGACCAUUCGCAGCAGGGCACCAUCAAGCUGCGGGACUUGAAGCAGGUCAUGCAGGAGAAGUUCAACGUCUCUGAAGGGGAGACAAAGCAGGUCUUCGAUGCCCUGGACUCUAACCAUGAUGAGGAGAUUCACUACUCCGACUUCCUGGCUGCAAUGGUGAGCACGCGCAUCUCUCUCCACGAUCAUUUGCUAAAGGCAACCUUCAAGAAGUUUGAUGUGGACAGCUCUGGGUACAUCACUUGCUCGAACUUGAAAGAGGUUCUCGGCGAAACCUGGGAAGGCGAACAGGUCGAGAAGCUCUUGGCUGAGGCGGAUAUCUUGAAGGACAACCGGAUCAGUUACCAAGAGUUCAAGUCGUACUUGCGUGGCGAUCCCAUGAACGUCAACUCAGAGUUGGCUGCACAGGUGAUCGAUGCACAACUCAAGCAAGGGAAGCGGGCGAGCGCCGUGAAGGGAGUGCAGGAGAUGGAGGAGAUCAACGAGAUGUUGUCACCUUCACACAGUCAUGCGACGAGCUUUGCGGGCAGCUCCCCUGUUGCCACGUUUCCCCCUGCCCUGAGCGCUUCCGCGGCAGCCAACUCUGGUACUGCUCCGGAGACGUCAGAAGUUGUCGUCACCCCCGACGGGGAGAUCGUCAGAACAGGUGAGCGUGACCGGAAUGCCAUGGGAGGAGCCAUCAUUCACCACAUUUCCGAGACCAUGAUGAAGCCAGAGUUGCAGCUUGCUCAGCUGUGA
Messenger RNA from Symbiodinium sp. CCMP2456, 1818 nucleotides. Lineage: Eukaryota; Dinophyceae; Suessiales; Symbiodiniaceae. The record is from the annotation of a GenBank genome assembly.